CUCCAUCUUUGAAAGACAGCCACGUCUGGAUGGUAGCAUGCGCCGUGUCUCUUAACUCGCCAUUCUCAUCCCUUAUUAUUGCCAUCACUCCACCUCACCGUUCCUUGUUGGUCUCGCUUGCAUUUCUCAUCCCUAGCACUCCUCUUGUCCUUGCCGCCUCUCAGAACGCUAAGCCCCUUCCUCUACUCUAUUUGCACGGGCAGAUAAUUCCCAAUCAAAUCAUAUCGAUGAACUAGGAUGAUUGACAUCCAAGCUGAACUUUUGAAGGAAUUAGAUCAGGUGGCAACCUGCUCUUGCAACAGCUCAUAAGCUCAACCAUUGCUUAAACUUCCAUUAGAUGGAUCGGCGCGAUACUUCAGGAUUUGUCAGUGGGGGUGAAUCAUACUCAUGUAGACUCAUCUAACCCUAACUUUGUAGAGAGAAGUAUAUAUUUAUAUUGUUAUUCACCCGGAACUCAGGCAGGCUUUUCUGUUUAAAUUGGUUAGACUUAGGUAUUAGUAUUGCUAUUGAUUUAUGGACAGGAGGUUCCAGAACUUGGGAUUCACUGCUAAUCAUUCUGUUAAUGCAUUCAACAUUUUGGGCAACUCUAUGCAAGUUGAUGGAUUUGGAGUGGACUAUGGCACAGAUACCAUCCUACGACUUGAUUCCCCUUGUUCUUCAGUUCCCUAUAUGUCCUCUAAGGGAACAAAAAGGAAGUGGGAUUUAGUGGAUAGAUGCAGGGGCCAGAGAAUUGGCUCUUCUUUGUCUCUUGGGCUUGGGCGUUCAACAAGUUCCUCAGACAGCAAGGGAAGUUCAGCUACCGCUUGCACUGCCAUGUCUUCAGCUAAAGAAAUUGAUGAGGAAUCCUCUAUGGAUAUUGAACUGGACUUUACUCUUCAUCUUGGUUCUGAAAAGGUACAGAGUCAGAAAAAACCUGCUGCUACAAAUUUGAAGACCUUGCAAUUGCAGCCCAAGGUUGAUUUGGAGUUGAGCCUUUCCACUGGGCCUCCGAGUCUGACAUACAAGUGUUCAUCCAAGUCCCUCACCUCUUCCAUUGAGUAUGGAGAUCCAUUAGCAUUAAGUGGGGCACAAAAUGCAGAUGAGGGAUCGUCUUGCAGUUGGAAGGAAGGUACUGCUUUGCCAUCAUCAAAAACUUCCUUUAAUACAGGCACUAGCUUCCUUCAACCCAUGCUUCGGAGAAUUUCAACCAUAAUCCCUGUUUUGGACCUCCCAUCAAAUACACCAAAAAGUUCAGUCACCUGUGCUUCCGGGGUAACACAGCAGCAACAGCUGCAUCAUCGAAGCAGUAGUUCUAAGACAUGUCAAGUUGAGGGAUGUGGAAAAGGAGCCAGGGGUUGCUUCGGACGUUGUAUAUCCCAUGGUGGGGGUAGGAGGUGUCAGAAACCUGGUUGCCACAAAGGAGCUGAGGGUCGGACUGUGUAUUGCAAGGCCCAUGGGGGUGGCAGGAGAUGUGAAUUCCUUGGUUGCACUAAAAGUGCAGAAGGGCGUACUGAUUUCUGUAUUGCUCAUGGUGGUGGUCGGAGAUGCAGUCAUGAGGGUUGUGCUCGAGCUGCCAGAGGAAAAUCAGGACUGUGUAUUCGGCAUGGUGGUGGCAAAAGAUGUCAGAGAGAAAAUUGCACCAAGAGUGCAGAAGGACUGUCAGGUCUUUGCAUUUCUCAUGGUGGAGGGCGUCGGUGCCAAGCUUCUGGAUGCACAAAGGGGGCCCAGGGCAGCACAAUGUUCUGCAAAGCACAUGGUGGGGGGAAACGGUGUACUGCACCAGGGUGCACCAAGGGUGCUGAAGGGAGCACCCCCUUUUGCAAGGGUCACGGUGGAGGAAAGCGAUGUGCAUUCCAAGGUGGUGGGAUUUGUACUAAAAGUGUGCAUGGAGGCACCAACUUCUGUGUGGCACAUGGGGGUGGAAAGAGAUGUGCUGUGCCUGAGUGCACCAAGAGUGCUAGAGGACGGACUGAUUAUUGUGUUAGACAUGGAGGAGGCAAGAGAUGCAAGUUUGAAGGGUGUGGAAAGAGUGCACAGGGCAGCACUGAUUUUUGUAAGGCACAUGGUGGGGGGAAGAGAUGCUCUUGGGGCCAUCCUGGGUCAGAAUAUGGCAACCAACCUGGUGGCCCUUGUAACUCAUUUGCAAGGGGCAAAACUGGUCUCUGUGCACUUCAUAAUGGGCUAGUGCAGGAUAAGAGGGUUCAUGGUGGUGUGUCAUUGGGAUCUGUUCAGGAUCCUCAUGUUAGUAAACCAGAUGAACAAAAGCAGGUAGUCAUUGUGGAAGACCUGGAUAUGGAUGGGAAGAAAAUGGAAACUGCUGCUGUGAGUGCUCGUGUCUCAGCUGGGGAAGGUAGCCACAUGCCAAUGUCCGUAGCUUUUCUGAAGGUAGGGUGAUGGUGGAAGUCUUAUGGCAAUGCUGGCAGGGGGUUCUGGCCCUGGGUCAACUAGCAGAAGAGGUUUGGUUUGUGAUUUAUCUGAGCCACAUAAAGCUUACGUGUUGCCACAAAGUUGGAUCUGAAGGCUUGUUAUUGCUGCUGCUGUGAUAUUGGUCUCGGAAGUGGGCAAAUUUCAUAGCGUGUAAGUUGAUGAUUGUUAGUGAUUCUAUCAUCCUUCCUGCUGAAGGAUCCAGAGUUGCUUGCCAUUCUUAUGGCGGGGACAGUUGUCAAAAUAGGAUAUUUGUUGUACUUUAAUUUGGUAUUUGCCGUUCGUUUGCUCAUCCUCUGUAAAUAUAAUAUUUGAUUAAAACGUUCAGCAGGCUGUGAAUUCUGGUCCUACCUGUAUGUUCUGUCGGUGUGCUAUGUAUUCUACAUGCAAUAAAAUCCUUUCCUAAACCCAUUUUGUU
Molecule: messenger RNA, 2821 nt
Organism: Neltuma alba
Lineage: Eukaryota; Viridiplantae; Streptophyta; Magnoliopsida; Fabales; Fabaceae
Source: RefSeq, a predicted model, not a curated record